AUGAGUAAGAAUCAGGUAGUGAAAGUGACUCAAACAGUUAUCCUUGUUUGUGAGCCUUACCUGUUGUAUAACUUUGGACACUUUAGUAUUCGAAUCAUUGGUGCCUCUUCUAUGCCAGCCGAUAUGCGUGGACAGCGCAUUUUGCGUAUGGAAGGACUUAUUGCAAAUGCUGCAGAAUUCCUACUCCAUCCUGCUGAAUCCCUUAUAAUGUCCAAAGAAACUCCGGCUCUGCUAGCGGCAGAAGUUGACGCAUGCCGGCUAGAAUGCGGCUUGAAUAUGUUAGUAUCAAUCCCUGCCAUUUUGAGGGUGUCUCUUACCCACCGACUGAGAAUUUGUUUGGAAGCGGUUUGGUAUGUCUUGUUUUCGUUUGAUUCUACUCCUAAAAUGUCCAAUAUAUCGUCCGGUAGCUCCACAUCGUUGUCUACGAUCAGCACGUCCUGUUCGUGCGAUGUUAAUAUGGUGCUUAGACCAUUGGCGGUGGUUGGCGAGUCGCUAGGAGCUCGCGCUUCACCGUUUUUUGAGCGGGAGAGAGCCGAAGGAGAGGUGCUUGGACCAUCGGCGGUAAUUGGCGAGACGCUCCGGUCUCGCGCUAUACCAUUCCCUAAAUCAGGGAAAUUCGAGAGUGAACGGCAACCCCGCCGAGGCGAGUCGUCUGACCGUCGGCGGGAAGAUGGCAACGCCGAGCGCGCUGGAGAUGGAGAGAGAGAUGAAUGCGAGCGGUUACCGGCUGAGCGGUGA
Messenger RNA from Acanthoscelides obtectus, 738 nucleotides. The record is from the annotation of a GenBank genome assembly. Lineage: Eukaryota; Metazoa; Arthropoda; Insecta; Coleoptera; Chrysomelidae.